This is a messenger RNA of Microtus oregoni (creeping vole), 2345 nucleotides long. Its product is annotated as serine/threonine-protein phosphatase 2A 55 kDa regulatory subunit B beta isoform. Gene Ontology annotation, biological process: peptidyl-serine dephosphorylation. Gene Ontology annotation, molecular function: protein phosphatase regulator activity; protein binding. Gene Ontology annotation, cellular component: cytosol; protein phosphatase type 2A complex. Lineage: Eukaryota; Metazoa; Chordata; Mammalia; Rodentia; Cricetidae. The transcript is spliced from 10 exons. Bases 572 to 1903 code for a protein of 443 amino acids. The record is from RefSeq and is a predicted model, not a curated record.
CCUCCUGCAGCAGGAGCAGCAGCAGCUGCGAGUGCGCGCCUGUGGGUGUGAGGUGGAGAGCGCUGGCGCUGGCCACAGCGCCCUGCCUAGCUCCCUGCCAGCUUUCCUAGCCCCCGCCUGUGGGAGCCGCCCUCCCGUGGGACCAGCACCCUUGUCUCGGCAAGGCAAGCCUGAAUCCUGCCCCUGCCAUCUCGCCACUGCAGUGUGGGUCCGGAAAGGCACCAUUUUGUCGCGGCUGCCCGCUCUCCCAAGGGAGGAGGGCUCUCUUUUUUGCAUUUUGAAGCCACUGCCUACCAAGGGGAACCUGUUGGGCAUCUCCCCAGCCCCGCUUGGGAGUGCCUCCUGGGCAGUCGAGCAGGACCAGACCUCUUGUGGGGGACCAGGGCUUCCUGGUACCCGGAGGCAGAGGAGGCAGGCACAGCAUCCUCGCUGGGAAUUGGAGCUGAAGCUCGGACCAUGGUGCAGUCCCACUGGCUCCCCUGCCCCCCUCUCCUGUGAGACUGGCUGCGGGGUGGGAUCAUGGAUACUUGUCUGCCGGCUUCUGGUUCCCACGCAAGUAAGCCUGCUGUCAAUGGAGGAGGACAUUGAUACCCGCAAAAUCAACAACAGUUUCCUGCGCGACCACAGCUAUGCGACCGAAGCUGACAUUAUCUCUACGGUAGAAUUCAACCACACGGGAGAGUUACUAGCGACAGGGGACAAGGGGGGUCGGGUUGUAAUAUUUCAGCGAGAACAGGAGAGUAAAAACCAGGUUCACCGUAGGGGUGAAUACAAUGUUUACAGCACAUUCCAGAGCCAUGAACCCGAGUUCGAUUACCUGAAGAGUUUAGAGAUAGAAGAAAAAAUUAAUAAGAUAAGAUGGCUCCCGCAGCAGAACGCGGCUUACUUUCUCCUGUCGACCAAUGAUAAAACUGUGAAGCUGUGGAAAGUCAGUGAGCGCGAUAAGAGGCCAGAAGGCUACAACCUGAAAGAUGAGGAAGGCCGGCUCCGGGAUCCUGCUACCAUCACGACCCUGCGGGUGCCCGUCCUGAGACCCAUGGACCUGAUGGUGGAGGCCACCCCACGAAGAGUGUUUGCCAAUGCGCACACAUACCACAUCAACUCCAUAUCCGUCAACAGCGACUAUGAGACCUACAUGUCUGCUGAUGACCUGAGGAUUAAUCUGUGGAACUUUGAGAUAACCAAUCAGAGUUUUAAUAUCGUGGACAUCAAGCCAGCCAACAUGGAGGAACUCACAGAGGUGAUCACGGCAGCCGAGUUCCACCCCCAUCACUGCAACACCUUUGUAUACAGCAGCAGCAAGGGGACAAUCCGGCUGUGCGACAUGCGGGCAUCCGCCCUGUGUGACAGGCACACCAAGUUUUUUGAAGAGCCAGAAGAUCCAAGCAACAGAUCGUUUUUCUCUGAAAUUAUCUCUUCCAUUUCGGAUGUGAAGUUCAGCCACAGUGGGAGGUAUAUCAUGACCAGAGACUAUCUGACCGUGAAAGUCUGGGAUCUCAAUAUGGAAAAUCGCCCCAUCGAGACUUACCAGGUUCAUGACUACCUCCGCAGCAAGUUGUGCUCCCUCUAUGAAAAUGACUGCAUUUUUGAUAAAUUUGAGUGUGUAUGGAAUGGGUCCGACAGUGUCAUCAUGACCGGCUCCUACAACAACUUCUUCAGGAUGUUCGACCGCAACACCAAGCGUGAUGUGACGCUUGAGGCCUCGAGGGAAAACAGCAAGCCCCGGGCUAUCCUCAAACCCCGAAAAGUGUGCGUCGGGGGCAAGCGAAGAAAAGACGAGAUCAGUGUGGACAGUCUGGACUUUAGCAAAAAGAUCCUGCAUACAGCUUGGCAUCCUUCAGAAAACAUUAUAGCAGUGGCGGCUACAAAUAACUUAUAUAUAUUCCAGGACAAGGUUAACUAGGAGGACAAGCUAUUACUUAGUCUCACAUACUGAAUACUAGUCAAACGAGUUUUUAAAUGUUUCUUUGGGUCUUCAUUUGAUGCAUUGCAUUUUAUUUCCCUAUGCAUAAAACAAUUGGAAUAGGAUUAAAAAGGAGUUCAAUGUUCCCAGCUCCCCAAUUCUAAGAAACUUUUGUCCAACUCGGUAAGCUCGGGCCACUUCUCUUUAGAACCGAGAGCUGCCAACUGGCACUAAUUCUCCCAUAGUCGACUUGAAUUUCUGAUGCAUUCAUCAUUGCCCAGUUUUCUCUGGUGGGUUCCGUGUUUUGUUUCUAGGUGUCUGCUGCGAUAAAAAUGAGAUUGUCUGUAGUAUUUAAGGCGAAGAAAUAAGGUUUUUUUUUUAAUUAAAAGCAAUUCCAUUUGUUUGAAAAAAAUCAACAAAAAAUAAACACUGUUUACUCUUA